AUGGCUGAUUUUAUUUGUCGAUAUCAUACACGUAUUGCAGGAGUCGAACCAAAACUUCAUACGAGACAUUUUAUUCUUCAACAAUUACAAGCAGAAAUAUUAGCUAAAAUAAUUAGUCAAAUAGAUUUAUUUGUUGAUCAUCCUUUUCUUUCAAUGAUGUAUCAUGACAAUCUAUUUCUUGGUAUAUGUAAUAGUGCGAUUGAUAACGAAAUAAAUGGUACUCGAGAUGAACUUCAAAUAUUACUACGCUUCAAUACACUUACGGAACAUCAAUCAACACAAUCAGCAUCUGUUCGAUAUAUCGUACAUAAUGGUUGUUAUGCUUUAGCAAGCUUUCAUACAAAAGCAUUUGUUGAUGACAUGUGUCGAAUGAUUUGUGAAUCGAAUUCUGAAAAAGCUAAAAAGUGUCGACUGUUAUCAGAUAUACCAAAUCGUAGUUUUUAUGAUUUUAGUUUAUAUUUUGAUAAUGAAUUAUUUCGACUUAGUACUGUGGCACCUCCAAAAAAGGAAGAUUAUAAACCACUGAUACCUGUUCUUUGGUCUACAAUGAGAUCAACUAGUGAUGAUGAAUCAAAACAAUUAUCCAGUUCACCAUCAUUCGAUGUUGAAUUAACAACAUCAAAUAAUUUAUUGGCAAGUCAAACUAGUCUAUCAAAUAUAACUGCAACAACUAAUUCUUCUAUGAUAUUGAAUAAUAAAAUGACUUUACAAACGAAUAAUUUUAUAAAUUAUCUAGCAGAAAAACUUCCUGAAAUGUUUAUGAAACUUCAAACAGAAAAUUCUUCAUCAAAUUCUAAUCCUGCAACUAAAACAUCGACACAUUCAUCAAUUUCAACCGACGAUAUUGUGAAAAAAGAAAAACUAUUAUUAUUCAGUUUAUUAAAUAAUUAUUUACAAACAAUGUCUCAUGUUCAAGCCUCUACACAAAUAAUAGACGAGAACAAGGAUACAAAAUCUUAUGCUUUCUUUUGCUCAACGUCAAAAGAUACAUAA
Molecule: messenger RNA, 993 nt
Organism: Rotaria sp. Silwood1
Lineage: Eukaryota; Metazoa; Rotifera; Eurotatoria; Philodinida; Philodinidae
Source: the annotation of a GenBank genome assembly